Erinaceus europaeus (western European hedgehog) is the source of this 2638-nucleotide messenger RNA. RefSeq names its product melanoregulin (gene MREG). The transcript has 5 exons. The record is from RefSeq and is a predicted model, not a curated record. Gene Ontology annotation, cellular component: melanosome. Gene Ontology annotation, biological process: melanocyte differentiation; melanosome transport. Bases 534 to 1184 code for a protein of 216 amino acids. NCBI's taxonomy places the organism in Eukaryota, Metazoa, Chordata, Mammalia, Eulipotyphla, Erinaceidae.
GAAGGCUUGGGGAUGGCGAGGCGGGGCUUUCCUUUCCCGGGGAGUGAAGCCAAUAAAAGGUCUGAACAGAAGCAGCCUGAUCUCCUGCUCCGGAGCUCGAGGGUUCUCUCCCCACCUCCAGCCCGGGUCGCCCGUGGGUGCCCUCGCCUGCAGCCAGUCUGCAUGGAGUCCCCGCUUCCUCCUUAGAGGGCAGCAGCGGAGCGGCGCGGGGACGCAUGCGCCCCGAUUUGCGCCCGGGGAAUUAAAAGAGAGCGAGCGAGAGAGCCAGCGAGGGAAGCCCCAACAAAACACACGCCCCAAACAAAACCCAAGUGCGGCAGAGCGCGCGGCGCUGAGACCCCGGGCCGCACCGGCGCGUCCCCGGCCUCCCCGCGACCCCGGCCUCGCCGCGGCGGGAUGCGCUCGGACCGGCCCGCGCAGCCCCGGCCGCCGCUGUCCCCGCACCCGCACGCCGGGCCGGCCACCGCGCCCCGCCCGCCCUCGCUCGCCGCCGCGGCUCUCCCCGAGGCUCCCGGCGGGGCAGCUCGCUCUCCAUGGGGCUGAGGGCCUGGCUGCGGACCGUGUGCUGCUGCUGCUGCUGCUGCCCGGCCAAGUGCCUGGACGAGCCCGCGGAGCCCGAGAAGGAGCCGCUGGUCAGUAACAACCCAUAUUCCUCAUUUGGCGCAACUCUGGCGAGGGAUGAUGAAAAGAAUUUGUGGAGCAUGCCCCACGAUGUGUCCCACACGGAGGCAGAUGAUGACAGGAUCUUGUACAAUUUAAUCGUCGUUCGGAAUCAGCAGGCCAAAGACUCAGAGGAGUGGCAAAAACUCAACUAUGAUAUCUACACCUUGCGACAGAUUCGAAGGGAAGUGAGAAAUAGAUGGAAACAUAUUUUAGAAGAUUUGGGCUUUCAGAAGGAAGCAGACUCUUUGUUGUCAGUGACAAAACUCAGCACCAUUAGUGAUUCUAAAAACACAAGGGAAGCUCGAGAGAUAUUGCUAAGACUGGCCGAAGAGACUAAUAUCUUUCCAACAAGUUGGGAACUCUCAGAGAGAUAUCUCUUUGUGAUGGACCGGCUCAUUGCUCUUGAUGCAGCAGAAGAGUUCUUUAAAACUGCCAGUCGGACUUACCCCAAGAAACCUGGGGUCCCAUGCUUGGCAGCUGGCCAGAAAGAGCUGCACGCUUUUCCAUUUCCAAGUCCCUAGGGGAAAGACUAAGGAGGCAGAAACGGAAUCUUCCACUGGAAAACUCAGCAGCCAACACAAAUCGGACAAAUAUAUAUGGAAGAUUGUGAACAAGUUGAGGACAUGGGAAGUGCAAAAUGAUUCCAAAUCCUCCCCAAACCGAAGAGUUUGGACAUCUGGUCUUCAUGAGGAGAGCUAUAUGGUUCCUCCUUGAAAUGUUCUGAUUGCAUUGAAGCACUCUGGUGAUCUUCAGUCAGUCAGUGGGGUCAUCCGUUCAUGUGAUUAGAGUCCAAGAACCUAUUGCUGCCCUUUUCAAUAAUCUCUAACCCUUUUGGGUGGAUGGGAUAUUCUUUUGAAUAGAGCAAUGAGGUUAAUAGAGAAAGCUGUACUAGAACUCAAAUGUGCAUUACCAAUUUGUAAACAAAUUGACUAAUGCCAGACAUUAUGUGGCCUUUUUUUUUUUUUUUUUUUAAUUUGGAAGAGCCUUCAGAACCUUGGGAAACUCAAGGACAUCAUUUUGAAGAUGGCUUCCGGUUAUUCAGUAGGACAGAUGUAGCAGACAGUGGGAGUGUCUAGGAGUGUUACUUAGAAAUAAAUUCCAGGUCGAAGGAGCCCAAGCAGAAUUUCUGCAGCUACAUUCCGUUGUAGUAAAUUCUUAGUAUUUCUGAUAUUUUGUUACCUCAUUUUGUUUUUGCACAUUGUCUACUGCGAUUCUGCAAGCCCUUGAUGCUUCAUCCAGGUUAGAAUCUCCACUGCUUUCUCUUCUCUUUAAUAUGUUUCUGGCUUUUCAGCUGGGAAUUGCACCUGCAACAUAACAUGUCCAGUAGACUUGCAGCUCCACAGCCAGUGUUGCCUUGGUCAAGGUCAUUGCUGAACUUUAUUCUCUCUGAGGAUGUUUUUUAAAACAGAGCAGUGCCGCCCACAGAGCCAGUUUCUAUCCACAGCUUCGGAAGUCCAGACUCAAAAGUUACUUGCCACUUAGACAAGGAGUAUGAUGAGAAGUAGUGAUUUAUUUUUCUGAAAAGACUUUUAAGAAAUUUUUGGAUUUAUUAGUUCCAGUAGGAUAUUGCUGACAACGAUGGCAAUAAUUUUGUCUUUUACAGAUUUGGCUCUUGUGACUUCAGGUUGGCUUCAAAAGCAAUUUGUACUUAAUCUGUUCAGGACACUUGGAAAUUUCCAUAUCCUGACUAGCACUUUCGGAUAAUGUUAAAAAUAUCAGUUAAAGGAGUUACAUGUUCUCUGUUUAUUAAUACAUUGCAGACCAAUUUAGCUGAUAGGUUUCGGGGAAAUCUUUCCUAGUUUAUUAAGUAAGCUAAAGGUUUUAUUUUUUAUAUUAGUGCUAAUCCCCAUCUCAUGUGGUUUAAAAUUAGCUUGCAGAUAUUUCCCCCUCACUUCUGUAAGCUCUUGAAGGAUAAAUAUCAGCAGAAAACAAACAAUAGUGACAGCAAUAAAAUAAAAAUCUCUUGUAAACCUUA